Pelmatolapia mariae (spotted tilapia) is the source of this 3569-nucleotide messenger RNA. It is a transcript of the gene zbbx, whose product is annotated as zinc finger, B-box domain containing. NCBI's taxonomy places the organism in Eukaryota, Metazoa, Chordata, Actinopteri, Cichliformes, Cichlidae. Bases 198 to 3443 code for a protein of 1081 amino acids. Gene Ontology annotation, molecular function: zinc ion binding. The record is from RefSeq and is a predicted model, not a curated record. The transcript is spliced from 21 exons.
AGAAGCGCUCCUGACGAAAACCUGCAAUAAAUGUCAUGCAAAUGUGACUUUUUGGCUUAACGACUAAAGAAAAGGUUGAUAAAUUAUCAGAAGCAGAUAACUCUAAAAAGAGCCGCGGAGCGAUUUGGCAGAGACUCUUUGUAAAAAGCACAGCGAAAGACUGGAGAAGAAUACCUGAGCCACCAGAAAGAAGAGCCAUGAAUUUAAAUGACUUUGUGGUGCUUCCUAACAACAAGGCCAAAUCUGUCAAGCUCAAUGCCAGGAACUUGCAAGAAUUGCAAAUGGAGACCACGACUCUGGCCAGUGAGAGCAGGGAGAUAGAGGAGAAACUGCAACGGCUUAAAGACAGCAUCAGUAAAGAGAAGGCGGAAAGAGGACAUUUACAAAGGAUUAAAUGGGCAUCUGGACAAUGUGGUUCCAUGACAAGCAAUUCUCUCUCAUAUGACUCCAAGAAGGACAAAGAGAGCAAGCUCCAAAAGCUGUCAGCAGGUAAACUGAAGAUCCGAGUGCUGAAGGAUGAAGAACUGACAGCCCCGCCUCAACCACCACCUCCACUUCCUACCCAGACGGCAAGAAAAAGCAGACUGAGGGGAACAGUAUGUGGACAAUGUGAAGUCAAGACUGCUGGAAUAAUGUGUGCUGAAUGCACUGAAAACUACUGCGUUGGCUGUUUUGCCAGAUUUCACCAUAAGGGGGCACUGAAGUUCCAUAAAAUGAUUCCCAUUCAAACAGACUUACAGACCCAUGUGAGCACUCGAGAUGUUGUCAACAGCUUCAAGAAACAGACUGACCCUAGCUCCUACUAUAGCACCAGUCCUAAUCCCAAUCCUGGUACUACCCCCAGUUCCAGACAGCAAAAUGAGAGUCCAGAAAAAAGAACAGAAGCUGAGGAAAAUCCUGACUGCGGCAGGAUGUUAGUUAGGAGUCAUGGAGAGGAGAAAAAGGUGGGAAUCACUGAAGAUGAUAACAAAGGAUUUCUACCCUCACUCCUUAAAGGAGAGUACAAUGAGGAGCAGUCUGCAAGAUCUUUCCAGGAGGCGCUCAAAUUAUGGAGGGGGAAGAAUGAUGGAGUCUGGAUACCUGCCAGACCAGUAUCAGUGUCAGCUAUGGCGACCCAGACUGCCCUCCCUCCAGACAGAGAAGCUGAAGGACAAAGAAGAGGAGGGGGGGGAGAGAGGGUUCCUGUCAAGGUGGAGUUCACAAAAAACAGCCUUACCUACAUGGACAGAUUGCUGCUCAAGAAGCACCGGAGAACACCAGUUGAAAUAUACCCAUCAUCUCAGGCCGUCUCUACAGAUCAAAAAUUUCUGCCUGCUACAACCGCUGAGGAGGAGACUCCAAGCAGUAUUAAUGCUGAGGAGGAGGAUUUUCGCCACUACUGCGCAUCACUGUUUGCUGUCUCUGUCAGCAUGGGUGGGCCUGAGCCACAGGUUACUACACCUGAGUCAUGCCUCCGCAUUGAAGUCCUGGAUGAGACAAGCAGAGGCAGGAGGGGAAUCAGUGCUGCUGAAAAGAAGGCAGACAACAGCACAGAGGUCCAUACUGUUCAGUGGAUUUCACAGAAAGGAAACUUGGUGGUGCCCAAAACAGCCCUACCAAAUGAUGGAUCCUUAAGAGUCGGCCCUUCUUCGCCUGUUGCACCACUACAGUCCAGACUAGCUCAGAAGCUCAAACCAUCUAAGCCUCAGACAUCACAAGCUGGGCCCUCAGUUAAAUCAUAUCUAUCUAAAAGCAAGCUGUCAACAUGCCCCACUGCUGAGAAUCCAACAGUUUCAGAGUCGUCAAUCAAGACAUCACCUGCAAAGUCACCUCGCCAAUCUCCCCAAUCAACAGCUGACUGUGGAGCACCACAACAUAUCUCCUUGUUACCACAUUCCCAGCUUAAAACUCCCAAAUCUUCAGCUGAUGUUUCAGUUACGACUAGUAGCAGGUCGCCAAUCUCAGAAGAGCAUCUCUCCCCUCCUCCAUCCAUAUCAUUUCCCCUUAGGUCUACUUUCACAGUUUCGUCAUCCAACUCUACUGACUCAACCUUAUUGCCCAAAGUGAACCAUCCGGCCCCAUUAGAGAAAUGCUCGGACUCAGCUCUCUUGCCAGAUCAACCCCAAUCUUCCCGGUUAUUUGUAGAGCCAAUUUCCUCCCCAAAGAUUUGUGAAUCACCAAGAAGCAAUCUGAUGUCCCCAAAGGAAUCCCAGUAUUUCUUAUGUGACCCAGAAUCUCUUCUAUCAUAUAAUCAACUCCAGUUGCCUUUGUCCCCUAAGACUACAAGUACACACUCACCAGCAAAAUACUUGGAACCAGCUCAAUCACAAAUAAGUGCUGUGGCUUCAGAAACCCUAUCAAAGUUAUCUCUAUUUGAUGCGACCCCUCCAGAUGAACACUCUACAUAUAGGUCAACUCAAACAUUUGAGGACGCUCCAGUUAUUAGGUCUGUUGAAACAGAGUCAACUCAGUCACAGGAUACAAAUUAUAUGCCAUCAUCAUCUCUCUUAAAAGUCACCCAAAAUAAUGUUCUUGCUGCUAAAAUGGAUGAAGAAGAGAGGUUAUCAGUAGACAGUGGCGAUGAUAUGUCCAGUGAUAGCCUGGGUCUGGAUCCACUUGAAGAAGAUACUUCAGAUGAAGAUUCACAGAUGCAAGGGCGUUUAAUGAGAGGGAGCUCCAGAGAAGAGAAUCCUGCCAUAUCUCAUCUAGAAGAUUCCUUUGUUCCUGCAGAGACAGAAACAACAAAAGAUUUGCAGACUGAUAAGUCAGAAGAGCUGCCAGAACUAUCCAUGGUAAUGCACAACCAGAGUGCUGGGUCUGGAUCAGAGCAGUUCUGUGAUCUGCAUGGGGUUUCGCCUCUAGGUUUGGAUAUGAUUGCCGGUCAACCAGAGACACCAGAACAUGCACACUGUGACCCACUUCGCACAUGCCAGUCUCUACUGCGUGAUUCAGACCCAACAGGGUUACAAAGUUAUGGGUUAAGCAGCAGCUUCAGAGCUUUAAAUGAGGAACACCUGGUUUUCGGUGUGAUGAAGGACAACCACAGGCAGCCAACUGGAAUUCAGAUUCACUCAUCCAGGACAGGAGAAGUAUCAGCAGAUGAACUGGGAACAUCUGUGGACUCAGAAUUCUCGCCAGUAUUUCGUCCAUUGUCCCAAGCAGCCAGAGAGAUCAUGGAGAUCUGUAAUGUGGACCAGAUGGGCUGUGAGGACCCUGACCUGGAGAUAGACACAACUGCACGUGCUCUGAGCAGUCUGGAGCAGGAGCUAAGACUCAUGGUCAAGAGCGCAGACCAAAAACCUUCAUCAGGCACUCCAGGUACUGGUACAGAACACAGUGGAAGUCAGGAUGAAUGCAGGAAUCCCUCUUCCAAACGAGGCGGGGUCACCGCUGAACAAGAAGAGGAGGAAGAAGAUGAGGAGGAGGUGAAGAGAGAUCGACAGAGUGUCCUCUUGCUACCCUGACGGACACAUGUGCGUGACAGUCAUGCAGGCGAAAUCCCACAGUGGAUGCAUUUUUAAAUUGUGUUCAUUACACUUAAAGGUUGGUGUAGACACCCUUAAACGCAUAAGUCUAAACUUUUCUGCAAU